GACCUCCCUCCCCGGGAGAGGAAAACCCAAACCAAACCCGAACCCGCUGCCGUCCAGUAGAUUCUGACUCACAGUCGACACUACAGGACAGAGCGGAACUGCCCCAUAGGGUUUUCAGGGAGCGGCCGGUGGUUUAAACUGCUGACCUUUUGGUUACCAGCCGAACUUUUUGACCACUGAGCCACCAGGGCACUGACUGGGGACUGUGGCCACCCUUUGCAUUCUCUUUCCACUCCGUGCGCGCUACUAUCCUAUGAGAUGGUUGUGCAGCCAUUCCCAUUUUUCAGAUGGGAAAACUGAAGCUUAAACCCAGUGCAAACACACAGGUACUCAGGCGCUCCCCGUCACAGUGUUUUUGCGGGGCCUCUCUGGAGCCCAGAUGGAAAAUCUGGAGAUAAGCGACCAGGAAGGGUAUCGAGCCCGUGUCUUGCGCCUGAUAUCAGGCUCCUAACUCGCGCACGGGUGUGGGGGCGCCCCCAGGAUGUGAGGCGGGGUCUGGGAGGGGUCCGCCCGGGAGCGGAGCCCCAGUCAGCGGAGAAGUAGGGGGCGAAGGGCGUGCCUCUGCGUGAAGCGGGACCCGUACACGCUCCGGACCCUGCCCGCCGGCUCCCCACCGGCGCUGAGUCCCCAGUGCUCAGCAAGGACAGGCCUCAGGGCAGCGCCGAGGGUAGGGAUGCUUCAGGCCAAAGCCGGGACCCUAGCCCUCGGCAUCGCGGUGUCUUGCGGGGGACUGCUUCGCCCUUUGACCCUGGAGAUACUGAUUAACCGGGCGGCCAAUAGGCGGCUGGGUGGCGCAGCGCUCCUCCGUCGGCCUGGGAGGACACUGCUCUGAGAAGACCGGGGUUCCCGGGGAGGCCAUGGAGCGUCCGGUGAGAGUGAAGACUUGGGUGGAAGAGAACCGGGCGUCCUUCCUGCCCCCAGUCUGCAACAAGCUCCUGCACCAGGAGCAGCUCAAAAUCAUGUUUGUCGGGGGCCCCAACACGAGGAAGGACUACCACAUUGAGGAGGGUGAGGAGGUGUUUUACCAGCUGGAAGGCGACAUGGUUCUCAAAGUCCUGGAGCAAGGGAAACACCGAGACGUGGUCAUUCGGCAGGGAGAGAUAUUCCUUCUCCCUGCGGGGGUCCCCCACUCACCACAGAGGUUUGCCAACACCAUGGGGCUGGUGAUUGAGCGGAGGCGGCUGCAAACCGAGCUAGAUGGGCUCAGGUACUAUGUGGGAGACACCGUGGAUGUCCUGUUUGAGAAGUGGUUCUACUGCAAGGACCUUGGCACGCAGUUGGCUCCCAUCAUCCAGCAGUUCUUCAGUUCUGAGCAGUACAGAACGGGAAAGCCCAUCCCUGACCAGCUGCUCAAGGAGCCACCGUUCCCCCUGAGCACACGGACCGUUAUGGAGCCCAUGUCCCUGGAGGCUUGGCUGGAUGGCCACCGCGGGGAGCUGCAGACUGGCACGCCCCUCAGCCUAUUCGGGGACACGUAUGAGACCCAGGUGGUCGCCCACGGACAAGGAAGCAGCAAAGGCCUGCGACAGGAUGUGGAUGUGUGGCUGUGGCAGCUGGAGGGCUCCUCGGUGGUGACCACGGGAGAACAAUGCUUAAGCUUGACCCCCGAUGACAGCCUCCUGGUGCUGGCUGGGAUGUCGUACACGUGGGAGCGUGCACAAGGUUCUGUGGCCCUGUCCGUGACCCAGGACCCUGCGCGCAAGAAGCCCCUGGGGUAGCCCCCUUGCUGGGAGCCUGAAGCAGCCCUGGGCUGCAUGAGUGCCACCCCCACGUGACUGGUGUGCG
Messenger RNA from Loxodonta africana (African savanna elephant), 1785 nucleotides. It is a transcript of the gene HAAO, whose product is annotated as 3-hydroxyanthranilate 3,4-dioxygenase. Gene Ontology annotation, molecular function: iron ion binding; 3-hydroxyanthranilate 3,4-dioxygenase activity. Bases 858 to 1718 code for a protein of 286 amino acids. The transcript has 10 exons. Gene Ontology annotation, cellular component: cytoplasm. NCBI's taxonomy places the organism in Eukaryota, Metazoa, Chordata, Mammalia, Proboscidea, Elephantidae. The record is from RefSeq and is a predicted model, not a curated record. Gene Ontology annotation, biological process: 'de novo' NAD+ biosynthetic process from L-tryptophan; quinolinate metabolic process.